AUGUCAGCAAGUGAAUCGUCAGAUGAAUUUGAUAUAGACGUUAAUGAAGUGCGUCAACUCGUCCAAAAAGCUAACCGUAAGAAUAAGAAACGCGCCGGGGGUUUUCAGGCUAUGGGAUUGAGCCAACCGAUCUUUAGUGGGAUUGCCAAAAAGGGAUAUUUGGCUCCAACACCUAUUCAACGCAAAGCCAUUCCAGUAAUUAUGUCUGGUCGUGAUGUAGUGGCAAUGGCACGAACGGGCAGUGGGAAGACUGCAGCUUUUCUCAUUCCUCUUUUGGAGAGACUCAAAGUUCAUCAGGAUUCUGGUGCUCGAGCUCUUCUCCUUAGCCCUACUCGCGAAUUGGCUAUGCAGACCCUAGCUUUCACAAGAGAUAUUGGUCGAUACACGAAUCUUGUAGCUGCCGUUAUUGUUGGUGGUGAUAAAAUGGAAGAUCAAUUCAUGGCAAUUCGCCAGAACCCAGAUAUUAUCAUUGCCACUCCUGGUCGUCUUUUGCAUGUCAUUAUGGAAAUGAAUUUAUCUCUACGAUCAAUUGAGUAUGUAGUUUUUGAUGAGGGAGAUAGACUGUUCGAACUAGGAUUUGCGGACCAAUUAAAGGAAACCCUGCAUCGAAUUCCGUCGAAAUGUCAGACGCUCAUCUUCUCAGCUACUCUUCCUGGGGCGUUGUUGGAAUUCGCUCAGGCUGGUCUCACUGAACCGGCUUUGAUACGACUUGAUGUGGACACUAAAUUGAGUGAAAAUUUGAAAAUGGCUUUCGUUACUUGUUAUCCAUUUGAGAAGGAGGCUCUUCUAAUCCAUUUACUCAAGACACUCAUCCCUGAUAAUGAAAAAGUGGUCAUAUUCUUUGCGACGAAACAUCAUGUAGAUUAUAUGGAAUUGGUAUUCAAAGAUUUCGGUAUCGAUUGCACAGUGAUACACUCUGGCCUCGAUCCUGUAGCUCGAAACAUGGCCGUCCGAAAUUUUCGCUAUGGUCAUAUUCGUUGUAUGCUUGUCACCGACUUGGCUGCUCGCGGUAUCGAUAUCCCUAUUUUGGACAAUGUCAUUAAUUUCCACUUCCCGGCCCAACCUAAGCUCUUUGUUCAUCGAGUUGGUCGAGUUGCUCGAGCUGGUCGUACAGGAAUGUCAAUUUCUCUUAUUGACUCGGAUGAAUUGCCUUACCUGAUUGAUCUUUUCGUAUUCCUGGGUCGUCAACUCAUCACCUCCCACGUUAGUGGUUCCGAUGCAGUUGCGCAAACUAACGACUCUGAUUGGCCAAAUGAAUUACUUGGAUCCUGUCCACGAGACCUAAUUGCCUUGGAUAUUGAAGCUGUUUCAAGGAGAGAAACGGACAAUGCUUCUCUUGCUUCCGCUUCAGCGGUGUGUAAGCGCGCUCUAAAGAAGUACGCUUCAAUUCGGCCGAAGGCUAGCACGGAGUCUGUUCGACGGGCAAAGGAGUUGCGACUGAACUUGUCUACACUUACUCCACAUCCAAUAUUUGGUUCUCAGCUUUCCCAAAUCGAUACGAAAAAAGAAGAGAUAUUGGAAUCGCUCCGUAAUCGCAAUCUGCCGACCAUCUUUGAAGCAUUGGGCAAAACUACAAACCCUGAAGCUUUCCAGACAAUGCAACAGAAACGUCGCAUCCAUGACAAUCUAAUCGCCAAGUCCACAGAGAAAUUGAAGGCUCAGAAGGAACAAAAACGAGUUGAAGAGGCAGCGGCACUAGCCAAAGCUAAGGCGACUGUUAAAAGGAAGAAGAAAGCGGAUGAAGAACAUUCAGACGAGAUAAGACCGGCUCCAGGAAGUACCUUCUUUGUACCAACUGGUCCUUCAUUGUUGGACGAAGCUACCGAGAGGGGUUUGAGUACUCAGACUGGUUCGCUAGAUGCUGGAGUCAACAAUUUUGCUAUCUCCGCUCAAGGUGCUCGAUUGGACAUCCAGGCAGAUGAAGUUGGAAUGGUCCAAAGCCGUGCCGUUGGUUCCAAGAGGUUACAACAGGUGUGGGAUCGCAAGAAACGCCGCUACGUGAACGCUGAUGUCGCCGCGGGCACUGCAAACAAAGCUCGAAUCAAGACUGAGUCCGGUGCGAUCAUUCCAGCCUCCUACAAGACCGAUUUGUACGCCAAGUGGCUUAAAAAUACAAAGUUCAGCGCAGACACUCCUGGUGAGCCUCUUGAGGCGUUGGAUACACAGAAAAAGAAACCAAAAUUGGAAGAAAGCAAAGGACAGAAAUUCACCAGCCUCUUCAAUGCUCGCUAUGGAAGUGUUGUGGAAUUCAUGGAUUCGGAAAAUGAGGACGGCAAUGACGAGAAAUUCAAUCGGCGCUCAAAUGGCCGGUGGUCCAAAUUGAAGAAAGGUGGAAAAACGAAUGUAGAUGGAGAUCGUUACAACAAUAGAAGGAACUCUCAAGGCCAAAGUGAUGGUGUAGCUAAUCGAGGUGGAAUUAAAGUUGUGGGCACUUCUUCUCGAUUCAACAAAACCCUUCAGAACGCGGCAAAGAAGCGCGCUUUGGCUGAGAACAAGGGAAUCAAGGAGGCUAGAGGUAGUAGGACUUUUGGUCAAUUGCGAAAACCUGAGCAGAUUUUGAAACAGCGACGCAAGAGAGACCAGCAGAAUCAAGCUAGGUUGAAGAAUCUAGCCAAAAAGGGCGGAAAGGGAAAGAGGAAAGCCAAACGUUAA
Molecule: messenger RNA, 2652 nt
Organism: Rodentolepis nana
Lineage: Eukaryota; Metazoa; Platyhelminthes; Cestoda; Cyclophyllidea; Hymenolepididae
Source: the annotation of a GenBank genome assembly